AUGGCAUGUUCAGCCUUGGGAACAGUUCUUGCUGUACCGUUUCUACGUCAUCACGUAUCUGAUACAACCAUAGCCAUUGUUGGGCUUGUAUCCAAGGCAGCCGGUACCCUGUGGAUUGGAGUCAUACAGAGUGAAGCAGUCUUAUAUUUUUCAAUCCUGCUGCUUGCAUUCCAACUUUUACCUUUUCCAAUGAUGCGAGCAAUAGUUUCUCGGGGCAUUCAUCCAACAGACCAAGGUUCUUUGUUUGCUUUGAUGCAUUGUGGAGAAAGUCUGAUCCAUUUCCUUGCUCCUCUGAUAUUUACCGUGAUCUAUGCUAGCACAUUGCGUUUCUAUACUGGAUUUAUAUUCAUUGUCGCAGCCAUAAUGUUACUUAUUCCAGCUGGAUUUACUUUGGGCAUCAAAUUCCUUGAUGCUAAGAUAAAUGUGGAUUACCAAGCAAUGGAGGAUAGAGGAACUGAACUGGCUACCUCCCCAAGUGUUGCUAGCAGCAUUAAUUUUGACGAUAUCGCAUCAAUUGCAUCGUCACAGAACAAUGCACCCAUCAGCACAAUCUCAGUUUCAUAG
Molecule: messenger RNA, 564 nt
Organism: Acanthosepion pharaonis
Lineage: Eukaryota; Metazoa; Mollusca; Cephalopoda; Sepiida; Sepiidae
Source: the annotation of a GenBank genome assembly